AUGCGUCUUCUACACGACAAGGUUCAGACCUGCACCUCCUGCACGUCAUCCAGCAGUGUGAAACCAACCUCCUACGACGCACCAAACGACAUUAAAAUGACAACCAACGACAGCCACGACAAACUGGUGGCACCCAUGGCUCCAAUGACACCUCUUCUACCCACAGAGGCCGAAAAGGCCGAAUUUGUGACCCCUAUGGAGAUUGGUAUCGAGCUGCAGAGCCAGCUGGAAGAACUCCAGAAGAAGCUGGCAGUGAUGGAAGGCGAGCUCGGGACGCGAAUCGAGUCGUUUGAACACACGCUCCUGUCGAUCGAAAACGCCAUCAAGGAAGAAGGGCCAAGUGGCGGCUCCACCACGGCUCUUGGCGUGAAUGGAAGUGGAACCAGCAGUGCAGAAGACGAAGAUAUCUUUUCCGACGCUGCCGAAGACGACAAGGGCUUUCCCCACCCCGAUGAGAGCCCCAUUCCUGGCUUUACUCAAUAG
This is a messenger RNA of Yarrowia lipolytica CLIB122, 483 nucleotides long. RefSeq lists its product as uncharacterized. Lineage: Eukaryota; Fungi; Ascomycota; Dipodascomycetes; Dipodascales. The record is from RefSeq and is a predicted model, not a curated record.